Capsella rubella is the source of this 1094-nucleotide messenger RNA. Its product is annotated as adenine phosphoribosyltransferase 1, chloroplastic. Gene Ontology annotation, cellular component: cytosol; cytoplasm. The transcript has 7 exons. NCBI's taxonomy places the organism in Eukaryota, Viridiplantae, Streptophyta, Magnoliopsida, Brassicales, Brassicaceae. Gene Ontology annotation, biological process: adenine salvage. Bases 116 to 859 code for a protein of 247 amino acids. Gene Ontology annotation, molecular function: adenine phosphoribosyltransferase activity. The record is from RefSeq and is a predicted model, not a curated record.
GAGUUAGGUUGGUUUAGACUUCAAUAAGCAUCAUUGAUCACGCGGCGUUUGUCAAUUAUUCCGUCUCAGUACAUUGAUUCCGUUUUUAAAGAUCUCUCACUCAAUCCCAAGUAAAAUGCAAACAAUAAUAAUUUCUUCUCCACUUGUAUCUCAUCGUCUCUCCCUUGCCCUUCCUGUCCCUCGCAGCCCUCUCAUCAACUACCACCACGGUGCUCCUCCUUCGAUCCGCCUCUCAAGUCACCGUUUCACCAACUCCCUCCGCCUCUUCUCCUCCGCCGCAGCAGCAGCAGCAGCGAGUCGGGACAGUGAAAUGGCGACUGAAGAUGUGCAAGAUCCGAGAAUCGCCAAGAUCGCUGCUUCCAUUAGAGUCAUCCCCGACUUCCCUAAACCAGGGAUCAUGUUUCAGGACAUAACGACGCUUCUUCUUGACACUGAGGCCUUCAAGGAUACCAUUGCUUUGUUUGUUGAUAGAUACAAAGGCAAAGACAUAUCUGUUGUUGCAGGAGUUGAAGCUAGAGGUUUCAUUUUUGGCCCUCCUAUUGCUUUGGCUAUUGGUGCCAAAUUUGUUCCCAUGAGGAAGCCCAAGAAGCUACCUGGGAAGGUUAUUUCGGAGGAGUAUUCGUUGGAGUAUGGAACAGAUAAGAUUGAGAUGCAUGUAGGUGCAGUAGAGCCUGGUGAACGUGCUAUUAUUAUAGAUGAUCUCAUCGCCACUGGUGGGACUCUAGCUGCUGCAAUCCGACUACUUGAGCGAGUAGGCGUGAAGAUUGUUGAGUGUGCUUGCGUAAUUGAGUUACCAGAGCUUAAGGGAAAGGAGAAAUUAGGAGAGACGCCGCUAUUUGUUCUUGUAAGCUCGGCGUAACAAGAAACCUAAAGGGGAAAAUUAUUGGAUCAAGUGUUGAUUCUAUUUUUCAUGUAUGGUGAGACAUUUUACUUGGGAUUUGAUCCAUGUUGUUUCAAACUUAUCAUAAUUGGCUCAGACUAGAAAAUGGCAUUUGAAUGUCAGGAUUCGAUUGCAGUUACGGUUGUUCCCAGCAAUAAAAACCCCAAUUAAUAAGGUGUUAUGGGUUUUAAUUUUAUAUAGAAUCAAGUUUGUA